Phaeoacremonium minimum UCRPA7 is the source of this 1035-nucleotide messenger RNA. Its product is annotated as putative trna (uracil-5-)-methyltransferase trm9 protein. The coding region runs from base 1 to 1035 and encodes 344 amino acids. The record is from RefSeq and is a predicted model, not a curated record. Gene Ontology annotation, molecular function: S-adenosylmethionine-dependent methyltransferase activity; tRNA binding. Gene Ontology annotation, biological process: tRNA wobble uridine modification. The transcript has a single exon. Lineage: Eukaryota; Fungi; Ascomycota; Sordariomycetes; Togniniales; Togniniaceae. Gene Ontology annotation, cellular component: cytoplasm; nucleus.
AUGUCAGGGGACCAAGAUGUCGCCCGCGACCACCAGCGCCAGCACGCGGAGGAGGAGCUCGAGGAGGCUGCUGCGGUCGCCUAUGAGGAGACACACGUGCACGGCGUGUACGAGGCCAUCGCGCCGCACUUCUCGGCCACGCGCCACAAGCCGUGGCCCAUGGUGUCCAACUUCCUGCGCGCCCAGCCCCCCGGCGCCGUCGGUCUCGACGUCGGCUGCGGCAAUGGCAAGUAUCUGGCGGUGAACCCGCACGUCGUGCUGCUCGGCUCAGACCGCAGCGCCUCGCUCAUUUCGCUGGCUAGGCGGCAAUUCGUCCACGAUGGUGGUGCUGCUGCAGCACAGGCCGCGGCUGAGGGUGUUGAUGUUGGUGGUGGUGGGCGGCCAGAAAAGGGGUCGGGCACCGAUGUCAUGGUGGCGGACGGUCUCGCCCUGCCCUUCAGGGACGAGGCAGUCGAUUUUGUCAUCUGCAUCGCCGUCAUACACCACCUGUCGACACGCGAGCGGCGUGUUGAUGCCAUACGCCAGUUGCUGAAGCAUGUUAGGAGGAAACAGCAACAGCAGCAGGGCGCCCGCGGCGCAAUCACCGCCGGACAGGCAGAUGACGCAGAUGCAAGCGUGGAUGCAAGCAAGGAUGAUGUUGAUCGCCGCGGCGCCAGCCGAGCUGGCAGCGGCAGUGGCAGCGGCCAGGUGUUGGUCUUCGUGUGGGCACUUGAGCAAGGGACCAGUCGGAGAGGAUGGGACGAGGGUGGAGAGCAGGACCUCCUGGUGCCCUGGGUCAUGAAGCAACAGGGACAACAGAGACAAAAGAAGAUGCAGAAGCAGAAGCAGGCUAGCCGGAAUGGUGAUGAAGACAAGAGCGGUGAGCCGCCGCCAGAUCACCAGCAGCACCCGAGCCACACCGACAAGACAUACCAGCGGUACUAUCACCUCUACAGGAAAGGCGAGCUCGAGGAGGAUGUCAUCGCCGCUGGUGGAGAAGUCCUCUCUGCGGGAUACGAGAGGGACAACUGGUGGGUUAUCGCUGGCAGGAUAUAG